ACUGCUCCUGUGGAUGGGAGACAUGCUGUGGCUGGACAAACUGGUGCAGGACUGGUGGUGGGGGUUGCAGCUGCUGAUCUGGGGGCUCCGUGGAGUAACCAGGGUCAUUCUGGCCAACAACCCCCUGAGUGGGCUCUUGAUCCUGGCUGCGCUCCUCUGGGCUUCCCCCUGGCAGGCGCUGCUGGGGAUUGUAGGGGUGCUGUGCUCGACACUCACAGCCAUCAUCACAGGACAGGACAGGUCGGAGGUGUGUGGUGGGCUCCAUGGUUAUAACGGCAUGCUGGUGUCUCUACUCAUGGGGGUCUUCAGCUCCUCGAGGGACUGGUACUGGCCCCUGCUCCUGCCUGUGUGCCUGGGCUCAGUUACGUGUGUGCUCCUGUUCUCCAGCCUCUCCUCGCUCCUGGACCGCUGGGAUCUUCCUGUGGCUGUGUUCCCCUUUAACAUGACCAUCCUCCUGUUCCUCCUCUGCACCGGCCCUCAGCACCCCUACUUCCCCCGGCACUGGAGUGUCCCGCCAGGGGCAAGGGACAUGAAUGCCACACAGCUCAAUGUGUUACAGGUAUUACGGGGCAUUCCUCUAGGUGUGGGGCAGAUCUAUGCCUGCUCUGCCCUGGGCCCCUCCCUCCUCAUCCUUGGAGCCGUGCUACUCUACUCCCCCAUCUUGGCUGUCCAUGCUCUGCUCGGUUCCGCCAUAGGGACACUGGCUGGGCUGUCGAUGGCUGUGUCUCAGUCCUGCCUGUACUCUGGGCUCUCCGGGUUUAAUGGAGCGCUGGGUUGCAUGGCUGUGGGAGGACUCUUUUUCACCUUCAGCUGGAGGACGCACCUGUUUGCCAUUUCCAGUGCUUUCUUCUCAGCAUACAUGGACAUCGCCCUAAGCAACCUCUUGGGAACUGUAGGACUCCCAGCAUGCAGCUGGGCAGCGACUAUAGUGGCUACCCUGAUGAUGCUGAUGACUGGAACAUUAAAAGCUUACCGCAUCCCCAUUGGCCAUGUACAGUCACCUGAGCAGAACCUGCGCUCUUGCAACCAAUGGGAGGCUGGCAGCCCCACAGACAGAGACAGAGAGAGCACUGAUGUCUAG
Periophthalmus magnuspinnatus is the source of this 1081-nucleotide messenger RNA. Its product is annotated as urea transporter 1. The record is from RefSeq and is a predicted model, not a curated record. The transcript is spliced from 8 exons. NCBI's taxonomy places the organism in Eukaryota, Metazoa, Chordata, Actinopteri, Gobiiformes, Gobiidae. Gene Ontology annotation, molecular function: urea transmembrane transporter activity. Gene Ontology annotation, biological process: urea transmembrane transport. The coding region runs from base 14 to 1081 and encodes 355 amino acids. Gene Ontology annotation, cellular component: membrane.